Molecule: messenger RNA, 1804 nt
Organism: Cinclus cinclus
Lineage: Eukaryota; Metazoa; Chordata; Aves; Passeriformes; Cinclidae
Gene: TTC5
Product: tetratricopeptide repeat domain 5
Exons: 12
Coding region: 1-1734 (577 amino acids)
Molecular function (GO): protein binding
Source: RefSeq, a predicted model, not a curated record
AUGGCGGAUGUGGGGGAAGGUGGCUUUUCACGUGUGGGUUUCUAUCGCGACGCGGCUCCCGAUCGCGAUCCCGACCCGCGUUCCCCCCGUCGCCGCCAGCCGCGGGCGCUCGGGGUUUUAGCGGUGUCGCAGAGCAGCGCGGCGGCUUCUUCUUCACCCGACGGAGCAGAGGAGGCGGAGACGCUGACGGAAACCGGCUUAAGGAGGAUCUCCGCUCCAAUGGGAGCCCCCCUGGCCGGAAAGGGCGGGAGGGACGCCCGGAAGUGGGCGCGGCCGCGCGCUGUCAUGGCGGCGCCCGAGGAGGAGGCGGCGGCGGCGGAGAGCGAGGGAGGGGAGGGGGUAGAUGAGGAGGCGCUGAAGCGGCUCGAGGUUUGGGGUGGUUCUGGGUGUUUUCUGCCUGUCCCUCUCCCCCAGGCCCUGGUGACAGACCUGUAUCGCUUCCGGGACACGCUGACCCCACGGGACCCUGCUGGUGACCCCGGCCAUGAGCCAGGGGACGCUUUGGUGGCCGAGAUGGAGAAGACGCUGAAGCUCAUGGAGGAAAUUCAGGUGUCCCCAGAGGGGCGUGGCCGUGCCCUGGUGCUCCGAGCCCGUGCCCUGGGUGUGGCUCCCGAGGUGGGCGGGGCCCGGGCGGAGCUGGCACUCGGCCACGCCCUGAAGCUCGACCCCGCCCUGGGCGCGGCUUGGCGCCAGCUUGGAGAGCAAAGAUGGCGCCGGGGGGACCUGAGGGGCGCCCGUGACGCCUUUGGCGGGGCCCUGCAGCAGGGCGAGGACCCCGAGGCCCGGCGCCUGCUGUCCAUGGCCCUGCGCGCGCAGGGGGCGGGGCCGGGCCCGCAGGGGGCGGGGCCUGACCUCGGGGGGGCGGGGCCAGGCCCUGGGGGCGGGGCCUUGCGGGAGAGCCUGUCCCAAGCUGAGGCAGCCGUCAGGUGUGACCCCACGGACGGCCGGUCCUGGUACGUGCUGGGGAACGCACACGUGUCCUUGUUCUUCGCGGGGGGGCAGAGCCCCGGCAGCGCCCGCCGCGCGCUCGCGGCCUACGCCCAGGCGGAGCGCGUGGACCCCGCGGCCGCCACCAACCCCGACCUGCACCUGAACCGCGCCACGCUGCUGCAGUACCUGGAGCGGUUCCAGGCGGCGCUGGAGGGUCUGAGCCGCGCGGCCGAGCUGGCCCCGGGCUGGGACGAGCCCCGAAAACGCCACGGGAACCUCCUUGAGUUCCUGAGCCGCCUCUGCGGGCUGCUGGCCAACAGGGGGAAGCUCCGUGGGAAGCGGCGCCGGGGACUGGCCGGGCCGGUGCCCCUCGCCCUCCUGGGCCCGCUGGGGGCGGCCGGGGACCCGCGCCCCUCCCCCAUCACCGCCCUGCGCCCCGGGCCCAACCCCCAGCGGGUGGUGCUGGGGAGGGUCCUGUUCAGCCUGGCCCCCCCCGGGGGUGUGCCCUACACGGUGGGGCUGCAGGACGGGGGCGGGGCCGUGGCCGCUGUCACCGUGUACAACGCGGCACCCACCUGGGGGGUGACCGUGGGGGACGCGCUGGGUGUGCCCGACCCGGUCCUGACCCAGCACCAGCAUCAGCACCAGGGACAGACCUUCUCCUUCCUGGGCAUCCGCGUCUCCUCCCCCCUGUCCCUCGUGGUCAAUGGAAAGCGCCCGCCCGGCUCUGCCCUUGCUCCGCCCCGCCUGGCGCUGUCCAAUCCCAGCGCGCCACUCGAGGCCACGCCCCCCAGUGCACGCUGACCACGCCCACCCCUGGGUACAGGAGGAGAGUCUGGGCGGCAGAAUUUGGGGAAAUAAAGGAAUUUUUUGG